Molecule: messenger RNA, 621 nt
Organism: Phytophthora sojae
Lineage: Eukaryota; Oomycota; Peronosporomycetes; Peronosporales; Peronosporaceae
Exons: 1
Coding region: 1-621 (206 amino acids)
Source: RefSeq, a predicted model, not a curated record
AUGUCGCCGUAUUCACAGCUCAAGUCGCCGCCCAUGACGUCGACAUCCGAGCCAAACCUCGCCAAGGAACUGGACUGGAAGGCCGAGUACCUCGACAAAGAUGGCGUUCUGCGGCGAUCGAGUUGCGUGACACGCCGCAUGAUCCAGCGCGGCGCAUCGAUCAAAAACGCAAUGGACUUGACCACGGACGACCAAGCGCACACGUCGAUUAAAGCGCGGACUCUGGAGAAGCGCAAUAGCCGUCGAGCCACGAUGCAACUGGCCGCUGACGCCGAGCGCAAGCGUUCAGCCAACGCCUCACUCAAGUACCAGGGCAAGUUCAACAAGGAAAAGUGGCUGGAGGACGUCAACCUGCGCGCGGCCGAGCGCGUGGCCCGUCAGCACCAGCAGCAUAUGCAAGAAGUGGCGGAGCUCACCAACCUCGUGGACUUGACGGAGAACAACACGGCCAAGUCACCGUCACGAACCAACACUUACGUUGACGAGGAGGGGAACCUCCGUCGUCGAAUUUCCACCCCACCUGAAGUUCUUCAAGUAAACCAGGAGGGCUUUGUCCCAGCGCCAGAAACUCCACCGCCACCAGCCCCCACCACAGUUGAAGAACCACACGAAUACUGCUAA